AUGGCUCCCGCCGACCAACACUCCAAGCGAUACAGAGCGAAGAAAGAUGAUACAGAGCGAAGAAAGGCGAUUUCGUAUGAGUGGGAAACGCGCGACAGAGAUCUCGAGUACGACUUCUACCCAGGAAGAUUGUCCGUGCUUCCAGUUUCUGCUGAGCAAAAGUCUGUUCAAGUUGUUGACAAGUUUGACUGUGCGUUCAGCUGUACUGAAAACCACUGGUGUAGAUCUGUGAACUUUAGAAAAUCACCUCUUCGAAGUGGUCUGCAUGCUUGCGAAUUACUGUCUUUGGAUUUCUACACAAAUCGCAAAAAUAUCACUUUAGAUAGUCGUUACAAUCACUACAGCGUCAAGAAUCCAUGCCAACUUGUACCUUGUCAAAAUGGAGGCGGUUGUAUAUAUGACAGUGAAACAAACAAAGGUUUCUGUACCUGCAAGAAGGCUUACACUGGAGAGAACUGCGAAGUCGGACCAAUAGGAGGCCUCGAGAAUUCCGCAAUCCUUGUGAAUACAGACAACAAUAAUUAUACAGCGGCUCUUGCUGGAUUCCUCGGUCCGGCAUUGAAACCAUUCGGGUCUGGAACAUGGAUAAGAUGUUUUCGUGCUGUACCAGGGCACUGGGAUACCCGGAUGUACUUUCAUCCUCAGUGCGAUGGCAAGAAACCAACUGUGACCAUAAUCCGCGUUCGUUCGUCCAUUUUUGGUGGAUUCACUGACAAGGCAUGGCAUUCAGGCACAGCGUAUUCAGAAUCAACCAAAUCGUUUCUCUUCUCUCUACACAACACCAUCAAUGGCUUCCAACCACUGCAAUUCAACCUGACUGGAAUCAAAAACYAUCAAGCAAUUUAUGGUAAAUUAKGUCAUGGUCCUACUUUUGGACCAGGUGAUGACAUACACAUCGCUAAUCUUGCUUCGAGUGGUGUGGACUCAUAUACAAAGCCUUAUGCCUAUCAAGUGCCCCCUGGUUGUACUGUUAAUGCAGCGUGCACCUUCUUUGCUGGUACUUACAAUUUUAGACCAACAGAUUACGAAGUCUUUUAUUACAAACAAGAAAACAUAAGAGGACUUGAAACAUCAACAAUUCUCAAUGGAAGACAGAACUACAUCAACACCCUAAACAGUUACUUAGCAAUUGCAGUGCCGAGCUCAAAGACAAAAGAUUGGAUAAGAUGCUGGCAUGCUGCAGAGGAUGGAUGGGAUACUCGGUACUCCUUCCAUCCACAGUGUGAUGGCAAAAGAACCACUGUGACAAUUAUACGCGUAGGACAGCACGUGUUUGGUGGAUUUGCUGAUAAAUCUUGGCAAUCCAAUCGUGAUGUAUUGAGAGAAUCAAGCAAAUCCUUCCUGUUUUCCUUGUACAAUAAUAAUGGCUACCAACCAAUACGAUUAAACCUAACUGGCCUGAAUAACGAGGAAGCUUUGCGUCAAGCGCCCACCUGGGGACCAUCAUUUGGAAGCGGACAUGACAUACACAUCUCAAAUGUUGCACCAACAAAUCUAUUAUCUUACACAAAACCCAAGACUUAUGAAUCACCUCCCGGUUGCAGCAUUGGAUCGGAAUGUACUUUCCUGGCAGGCUCCUACACCUUCAAACCAUCUGAUAUUGAAGUGUUCUACCACGAUGGAGAUAUUCGGGGUCUAGAAAACUCCUCCAUCUUAACGAAUUAUGGGAACACAAGCUACGUAACCACUCUAACCAGCUACCUWAACACUGUACAGGAAUUCCAGGCGCAGAAUUGGAGRCGAUGCUGGAGSGCCGCUGAAGAYGGCUGGGACACACGAAUGACAUUUCAUCCCCAAUGUGAUGGGAAAAAACCAACGGUGWCGAUUGUCCGCGUYGCUUCGUAUGUGUUUGGUGGAUUUACAGACCAACCUUGGCAUUCUGCGGGUGCUUACACCAAGUCAAGCAAGUCUUUUCUAUUUUCCCUGUACAACAUCAAUGGCUUCAAACCUGUCCAGUUAAACCUGACUGAACAGGGAAAUACGCAUGCUAUAUACAGCUCUAAUAGUUAUGGACCAAUGUUUGGAAAUGGAUAUGAUCUUCGUAUUUAUAAUCUAGCUUCAAGUAAUACACAUUCGUACACAAAGCCUAAGGCAUAUGAUGUCCCUAGCGGUUGUUCGUACAACGUUGGAGACUGUAAAUUCUUCGCUGGGUYUUAUUACUUUAAACCAAACGACGUGGAAGUGUUUUAUUAUGAUGGCGGAAAAGCGACCGGACUCGGCCAAUCAGCGAUUCUCCAAGGAUAUGGCCGUAUUAAGUACUUUAUAAGUGAUUUAUUACAAUUCGUGGAACCAGUGGUCGAAUUGUCGGGUUCGAACAAGUGGCUACGAUGCUGGCAUGCUCGCACAGAUGGCUGGGAUACAAGGCUGACCUUCCAUCCUCAGUGCGAUGGUUURAAAAACACAAUCACAAUAAUCCGCGUUGGUUUGUACGUCUUUGGUGGUUUUGCAGACAAAGCCUGGAAUUCUGCUGAUAUCCACUAUGYGUCAAAUAAAGCCUUCCUCUUCUCCUUGUACAACACAAAUGGAMAUAAGCCAGUUCAAUUCAAGCUUACCGGGUCACGAAACCAGAACGCUCUUCUCGGAAAAGCGGACAUUGGACCUACAUUUGGGGAUGGCCACGAUCUGUACAUCAAAAAUCUUGCAUCGAGCAAUGAAAAUUCAUACACGACGCCUCGUGCAUACAAGGUUCCUAAAGGAUGCAGUGUAUCGUCUGGUUGCGCAUUUUUCGCUGGGAGCCACGUGUUUACCCCUGAUGACAUCGAAGUGUUUUACUAUACCAGUCAAACCAAGGGACUAGAGAACUCUUCGAUUUUGUCUGGAAACUUUGAAUACAUCAAUAAACUGAACAGCUACUUAGGCACUGCAGUGACGAACUCCAAGACGAGUGAUUGGAUAAGAUGCUGGCACGCGGCAGAGGAUGGCUGGGAUACGCGAAUGACAUUCCACCCUCAGUGUGACGGAAAGAAAGCCAGUGUGACGAUCAUCCGUGUUGGAUCAUACGUGUUUGGUGGAUUUACAGACAAGUCAUGGCAUUCUGCUUCAUUGUAUACCGAGACAUCAAAAUCCUUUUUGUUUACGCUAUACAACACCAAUGGUUACCAACCAAAAACGUUAAACCUGACUGGCCAGCAAAACCAGAAUGCUAUGUAUGGCAAGGCCACUAAUGGACCAACAUUUGGAUUAGGGUAUCAUGAUAUCUACAUAUCAAAUCUUGCAGYAAGUAACACAGGAUCGUACACGAGACCCAACUCAUAUCAAGCCCCUGAUGGCUGCAGCUCUGGAAGCUCAUGUUCGUUCUGGGCUGGUACUUACCAUUUCAAGCCAACGGACAUAGAAGUGUUUUACCACGAUGCCGAAACAAGAGGACUUGAAAAUUCGAAUAUUCUCAAUGGAAGAGAGAACUACAUCAACACCCUGAACAGCUACUUAGCUACUGCAAUACCGGGCGCUAACACGAGUAAGUGGACACGAUGCUGGCACGCUGCAGAGGAUGGCUGGGAUACGCGAUUAACAUUCCACCCUCAGUGUGAUGGAAAGAAAGCCAGUGUGACGAUCAUUCGUGUUGGUUCGUACGUGUUUGGUGGAUUUACAGACAAGUCAUGGCAUUCUGGUUAUAGAUAUGUCCUUUCAAGCAAAUCUUUUCUUUUCUCUUUGUACAACACCAACGGUCACCAACCAAUUAUGUUCAACCUGACUGGCCAGUACAACCAUAAAGCCAUAUUUGGUGAUGAUUCUUAUGGACCAACAUUUGGUAAUUAUGAUAUUUACAUUGCCAAACUUGCAGGUAGUUCAACAAACUCAUACACAAAGCCCAGUGCCUAUCAACCCCCAGACGGGUGCAGUUAUCACAGUCAAUGUACGUUUAUGGCCGGGACAUAUCAAUUCAAACCAGAUGACAUUGAAGUAUUCUAUUAUGCUUCUUAACAAAGUUAUUAUAAAUUUGAGUAUGCGAUCAACCCGAACGGGUUCAGAACUAAAUAAUCUCCUAGCACAAUAUAGGUUAAAACGCAACACUCUUGAAAAAAUCGCAUUCUUUGAAGUGUGUAGAUUUUAUGGAAAUAUGACGAUUUUGAACACUUACAGAAUAUU
Molecule: messenger RNA, 4089 nt
Organism: Exaiptasia diaphana
Lineage: Eukaryota; Metazoa; Cnidaria; Anthozoa; Actiniaria; Aiptasiidae
Exons: 15
Coding region: 1-3924 (1307 amino acids)
Source: RefSeq, a predicted model, not a curated record